Molecule: messenger RNA, 2221 nt
Organism: Megalops cyprinoides (Indo-Pacific tarpon)
Lineage: Eukaryota; Metazoa; Chordata; Actinopteri; Elopiformes; Megalopidae
Product: target of Myb protein 1-like
Exons: 15
Coding region: 91-1557 (488 amino acids)
Biological process (GO): signal transduction
Cellular component (GO): endosome; membrane
Molecular function (GO): phosphatidylinositol binding; ubiquitin binding; clathrin binding
Source: RefSeq, a predicted model, not a curated record
GGCUCCCCGGACGGAAAGCGGUGAAGUGAGUGGGGAGUAGGGGAUUAGAAAAAAGAAGACUGACCAAAAGACUGCUGAAAUCUCGAAAAAAUGGACUUUCUCAUAGGAAGCCCGUUCUCCACCCCGGUCGGACAGCGAAUAGAACAUGCUACCAGCUCCACUCUGCAGGGAGAGGACUGGGGACUCAACAUGGAGAUCUGUGACAUCAUCAAUGAGACAGACGAGGGACCUAAAGAUGCAGUCAGAGCAAUAAAGAAGAGGAUUGUGGGGAACAAGAAUUUCAGAGAAGUCAUGCUGGCACUGACUGUACUGGAGGCAUGUGUGAAGAACUGUGGACACAGGUUCCAUGUUUUAGUGUCAACCCGAGAGUUUGUGGAGGGGGUUCUGGUCAGAGCCAUCUUGCCCAAAAACAACCCCCCAAUGGUCCUGCAUGACAGGGUGUUGAGCCUCAUACAGGCGUGGGCAGAUGCGUUUCGCAGCUCCCCCUCCCUGUCAGGUGUCGUCUCUGUGUACGAGGACCUCAAGAGGAGGGGGCUGGAAUUCCCCAUGACUGACCUGGAUGCACUUUCCCCCAUCCACACUCCUCAUAGGGUCUAUAGUGUGCCGGAUAGCGAGUCAUCUGUCAGUGUGUCGACCCCGCCCUCAACACGCACCACUGCCCCUGCACCGACCCAGCUUCCUGUAUUGCCACAGAGCAUUACGGGACCCCUCACCAUUACACCCGAACAGGCGCAGAAGCUGAGAGCCGAACUGGAUGUAGUGCGAGGGAAUCUGACUGUGAUGUCGGAGAUGCUGAACGAGCUGACUCCAGGCCACGCCCAACAGUCUGACGCAGAGCUACUGCAGCAGUUGUACACCGUGUGUAGGAGCAUGCAGGAGAGGGUGGUGGAGCUGAUCCCCAACCUGACUGAGGAGACGUUGAUAGGGGAGCUGCUGGUCGUAAAUGAUGAUCUCAACAACAACUUCAUCCGUUACCACAGGUUUGAGAGACUCUGCAGUGCGCUGAAUGCGGCUGAGCAGACUCCCAACAUGACUUCUGCGAAUCUCAUAGACCUCACCCCUGAACCCUCAGCUCUCAAUCAGCCAGCCCAAACAGCCACUCCUGCUCAUCAACCCAUCAGCCAAUCAGCUGUCAGUUCUUUGUCCAGUGAGAGGGCCAACCUCAGUGCAGGGGGUGAUGAAGAGUUUGACAUGUUCGCUCAGACAAGAGGCAGCUCUCUUGCUGAACAAAGAAAGAGUGUACGAUAUGAAGAUCCAGGUGCCGUGGAGGGCCUGGCCGGAGCUUUGGAUACACGACUGCAGGUCACCGGAGCGAUCCCCGCCGCUCAGCCCACGACAAUGGAUGACAUUGAAAAGUGGCUCUCUGGAGAAGUGGACAUUGGAUCUACAGACAAGGAGGGGGUAACCAGUGAGGAGUUUGACAAGUUUUUAGAGGAGAGAGUGAAGGUUUCGGACCAGUCAUCCAGCCAGGCAGACCCAACCUUUGUACCAACCCGCUCUCUGCCACAGGCCACCCUGCAACAUGAGAGGUCACAUGACCAACUAUUUACACUUUAGGAGAGUGCUGGAUGGAAACUGAGUGACUGGUAUAUCAAUGGACUGAUGGGCUGACACAGAAACCAAGAAUUUCAAUUGAUUUGUGGAGUACAGCUACACACAAGCACACACAGUUGCACAUCAUGACAUUGUUGGUUUAUUUUUUAUGUAUACUGAUAGCUGCGGUUUUUUACUUAAAAUUGUAUAACUAUGCAAAACUAUUCUGACUGAAGAUAUUCUGUAAGGUUUGUGUGAUUUGUCAUUGCUUUAUGACAAGAAUGGAUGGACUGUGGUGGACAUGGUGGACAGCUGUUACACUGUUGAUGACAUGUAUACACUGUUCUGUAUUCACAUACUGGACUUAUACUCUACAACAUUCACAUAACAGAACACAAUCCAUUAUAUCAUGGGUCCAUUUCAGACCAAGAUGUCACAUCAAGCUGUUAUUCCACUGUCAAUUAUUAGAGGGCAUCCAGUGUUGAAAGACUGAGAUAAAUGUUACAGUGUAGGGAGAAAAACAGUACAGUCAAUACAUUACAGUACAAAACAGUGCAGUCACCAGGUAGUCAAACUGAGAAGAAAAGGUAAAUCAUCUGCUACGUUUACGUAAGGAGCAUUGUGCCAAUGCCAUAGAAAAGUGCAUGAGAAAUAUGUCAAAACAAAUGAAUCACUUUAAGAUGAAAAU